CUCCUACCGACGCGCUGCACUUACUUGCCGUUCUGCUUUACGACCUGCUCUAGUCGCUCAUGAAUAAAAUCCUCGAAAAGAAGGCGAAAAAGCGCAAGCAUGCUGUGGCGGAUAUCGGGCUGGUCGCAGAGCCCUCUACCAAGCGUGCAAAGAAGGAUAAGACGAAGCGAGACAAGGGCAAGACACGCGCGACGGACGACGGGAGUGAGUUCCGCGUCAUACAGGCGACGAUGUCUGUGUCCAUCCCGCCUGUGUUUGCGAACAACUUAAGGAAAGGUGUAGAGGAGAUGCUGGACUCAUUGCUCAUGAGGUAUAUCCCCGCGCUGCAGGGUGUCAUGCUCGCUCAUGAUGAGCUGAGUUUUUUGGACUCGAUGGCGACUAUCAAGGCGGACUGUCCUUUUGCGAAUUGCCGAGUAGCGUUUAACACAACGGUAUGGAGUCCGCAGAUUGGCAUGAAACUUGUGGGCAAGGUCAAUCUUUGCUCGCCAGGCCACGUCGCGUUGCUCCUGCGCCGAACGUUCAACGUCUCAAUACCCCGGCACCAUAUACCCGAGGAUCAGUGGGAGUUUGAAUACGGGCCUGCAGAGAAUGACCCAGAGUUUGGCGCAGCAAUUGCUGAUGAAAAAACCGGCACGCAGGAUGGUGAGACGGAGCAGGUGGGAGGAAACGGCCGGUGGGUGCACAAGCUCACAGGAGUUAGACUUGGAGACAGCCAUGGCUUUCUGGAAUUCACAGUCGUUGGUCUCACAAUAGCUAACCGAAUGCUGUCCCUCGUCGGAUCGAUCCAGCCUGAUCCAUUCUCACCUGAACAUGUCCCCAGACAAACAGUCGCUGCAACUACGGAUGUGCGAGACGAGCCCGGAGUUGAUGAAUUUCAUCCGGUUGAGGAGAUCAACGAGGACGACGGUAGUGAGGUUGAUACAUUCGAACUGCUUGGGCGGAUGGGGGAUCAAGCGAAGGCACGGGAGGCAGAGUUACGGAAACAGGAGGAGAAGGAAGCAAAGAGGGAUCAGAGACGCAGACGGAAAGAGGCGAAGGGAGGAGAGGGUGCUGGUGGGGUUGAUGCCGGGGGACGUAAAGGCAAGAAGAAAAAGAAGGCAUAGACGGAUGCACGGGGGGUCAUCGAUGCUUACCAUGUUUAUUUGCUUAGCUAUAGGUUUGCUGUUACCAUUGGAGAUCUAGUCGGUGUCUUCGGACAGACUGGCAUCCCUGAGAGUUCGUGGUGUGACAGUAUGAAGUUGCGAUACUGUCAAUGUGUGGACUCGGAAUCCCUAAUGCUCACAUGAAUUCUAUAAAGUCGCUC
This is a messenger RNA of Laetiporus sulphureus 93-53, 1303 nucleotides long. RefSeq lists its product as uncharacterized. NCBI's taxonomy places the organism in Eukaryota, Fungi, Basidiomycota, Agaricomycetes, Polyporales, Laetiporaceae. Gene Ontology annotation, cellular component: RNA polymerase I complex. Gene Ontology annotation, biological process: DNA-templated transcription initiation. The transcript has 4 exons. Bases 60 to 1103 code for a protein of 347 amino acids. The record is from RefSeq and is a predicted model, not a curated record.